Molecule: messenger RNA, 1669 nt
Organism: Setaria italica (foxtail millet)
Lineage: Eukaryota; Viridiplantae; Streptophyta; Magnoliopsida; Poales; Poaceae
Product: aldo-keto reductase family 4 member C10
Exons: 8
Coding region: 421-1416 (331 amino acids)
Cellular component (GO): cytosol
Molecular function (GO): aldose reductase (NADPH) activity
Source: RefSeq, a predicted model, not a curated record
GCCUUCGCCCUUCGGCUCGUUCGCCUCUUCUCUCUCCCCCCUUCUUCUUCCUCGUAUCUAAAAAAAGGACCCUCCUCUUCUUCCUCAGCGUUGCUAGUCGAGCCCGCGUCUCCCGUCGAUCGGCAAGUUCCCAAGGCGAUUGGGGCCCGCCGCCGCCUCAUCAGCAUGCGGAUGACACGAGUCUUGCGGAGCCUGCCCCCGGGAGGGCGAUGAGCGCCAAUGUGCCGACAGGCUGCUGGACAUGCACGGAUAUACUAGUAAUCGUUGGAGCAAGUGCCUGCUCCACCACAUCGGAUCCAGAUUUUCAGGGCUCAAAGAGUCAACAACACAACACCCACUACUAACCUGACCAUUUCUUCGGUGAUUGCCUGUCUCCGAGCUCUUUCAUCCGCUCUUACCUUUUCUUCCUGUCCAAAGAAGAUGGCUGAAUCCUUUGUUCUCAACACUGGCGCAAGAAUUCCGUCGGUUGGCCUUGGCACAUGGCAAAUAGAGCAUGAAGCUGUCUGCAGCGCCAUCUAUGCUGCUGUCAAGGCUGGGUAUCGGCAUAUUAAUACCGCUGUAGCAUACCGCAAUCAGAAGGAGGUUGGAGUUGCUUUGAAGAAAUUAUUUGAGGAUGGCGUGGUUAAGCGUGAAGAUUUGUUUAUCACCUCUAAGCUAUGGCCUGGUAACCAUGCACCUGAAGAUGUGCAGGAGGAUAUUUGCUCUGCCCUUGAAGAUUUGCAGCUUAACUACGUAGAUCUGUACCUUAUCCAUGGUCCAAUCCGUAUAAAAAAAGGAAGUAUGUUUAUCCCGGACAAUCUUAUCCGUACUGAUAUCCCUGCUACAUGGGGAGCGAUGGAGAAGUUAUAUGACUCAGGCAAAGCUCGUGCGAUAGGUGUGAGUAACUUUUCUUGUAAGAAGGUGGAGGAUUUGCUUGCUGUUGCACGAGUGCCUCCAGCAGUCAACGAAGUUGAGUGCCAUCCAGUUUGGCAGCAAGCCAAGCUCCGUAAGCUAUGCCAGUCAACGGGCAUCCAUCUUUCUGCAUAUUCACCCUUGGGUUCACCUGGAUCACCUGGAUACUGUGGGCCAAGCGUCCUUAGCAACCCCGUUGUCAUCUCUGUUGCUGAGAAGUUGCAGAAAACGCCUGCCCAGAUUGCUCUACGCUGGGGGCUUCAAAUGGGCCAGAGUGUACUUCCCAAGAGUGCCGACGAAACAAGGAUCAAGGAGAACUUUGACAUAUUUGAUUGGUCUAUUCCUGAAGAUUUGAUGGCAAAGUUCUCUGGAAUCAAGCAGGUUAGGCUGCUGAAAGUCGAAUUCGUAAUCCACCCACAGAGCGGUUACAAUUCCUUGGAGGAUCUUUGGGAUGGUGAAGUGGAGGAGGAUGAUGGAAGAGCUGAGUGUGAGGACCAUUCUGAUUUCUUGAAAUGCUUUUCUUGAGCAGUUGAAACUUGAGAAUGCUCGGCUUCGUAUGGGGAAAUCCUGAGAAUAAUGGCCCCUCUAUUGCUGUUCUUUUGUAAUCUUUGUGCUCCGAGACUAUAAACAUAUGGCUGUGCUCCGACUUCCUUGUGAAUAUAGUUUGAGUUCAUUGUAGCACUACAAUGUGUUAUAGUGGAAGACUAUUUGUAAAUAAUUUGUCACAUUGAGACCGAAAGGUGAUUGUUUAUGAAGAUUUCUCUGUACAGCUGAUUCA